AUGGCGGUGCGUUCAGCGAGUGCAACAGCAGUAACGAGCCCAUACGAUCCAACGCAGCUUCCAUUGGGUUGCUUUACGCCGCACAGUGAUUCUCAAACCAAGCGUAGUCCCGCUGCAAACGCCCUACCAGCCCUUACAAUCGCUGCUGCAGCUGCCAUUGCCUUCCCAAUCAAGAGGGGCAGAAACGGAGAUGCGUCUCGCGAAAACGAAAACGCGAAUGACUCGGAUGUAGCUAAGCCAGGCAGCGAGUCAGCGGCCAAAGACAGAACUGCUGAAUAUGACCAUGAGAGCACGAAUUGCCUAAGUCAUGGGGCUUUUGCAACUUAUCCCUGGGGACCAGUUCUCCAUGGACUCAUGCUGAUAGGUAGUGGACUAGAGGUGUUGCAGCAGUACUUCAGCCGCCUGACGCAGCAACUUCAAGGUGCGAACGGAGGCGUCUCAGCAGGUUCUCUGCGCGCAGAAAACGGCACAAAGCUUCUAUGGUUUGUUUUGCAGUGCCAUCUCAAAAUUGUAUGCUCGGCAGUUAAUCAAGCUGUUGGGAUGGCCAGACUAACCAAAGUUUACAGUAGUGACAGGUUAGAAACCAAGCAAAACAUGCAGCCUGUGGAGAGAGACCACUCAUCUGAGGCGGCGGGAGUUCAUGAGAAACAUGCGGACGGGGAACGUAAUAUUUUUGCGGGAGGUUGGACCUGGGCUACUCACUGCGCUGCUUCCUGUCAAAAGGCUUUGGUGGGAGGCGUAGCCGAAACAGCAAAGUACUCAUCUGGGGCCCGGUUUUACCCAGGGCAACCGAAGCUGCUUGACACCAACGUAGCGUACACUUGUUUGCGGAAGCUGGGCGUAGGAGGCCAUUGGGUACCCCAUUGGGAAGCUAUUGCUCAACGCGAAUUGGAAGAGGUCAUCUUCACCGCCGUCACCGCGGCGGCGUCCGCGGCUGGGCCAACAUACGUUAAAUUUUUGCAGGUUUACCGCGCAUACCUGCUGCUGUCGAACGAAGCGAGUGAAAAGUCAAAACGCACUUUCCUCGACCAUGCCUUUGUUCUAGGUGGCAGCUUGUCAAAAUCUGCAGCUGCAGAAAUCGGCAGCGGAGAUAAGUUGCCUCCAGUCGCUGUUGCAGUGAAGGUCAUGAGGCCUGGAGUGCGAGAGGCGAUGGAAUUCGGCGUGCUUGUCUACCGCAGCGUGGAGGAGUUCGCAGUGGCUAUGCGGCGGCAACUGGAUUUUGGAUUGGAAGAAAAACAUCUGAAGCUCUUCCGCGCAAAUUUUGGGCUUUCAACGAUCCCUCUUCCUGAUGAUCUGCUACCGAUGCGUAACAGGUGCAGGCGGGCUAGCCGGCCAAGGCAAUGCGAAGCUCCCAUGGAAGACGGGAAGGCAGAGCAGAAGGCAGAGCAGUAUCACACCAACAUACUGGGUUCCUUGUCGCGUAAGAUACUUGGGAUGCGUCGUCAGGUUACGUUUCCGUACCCAUUUGAGGCUCUAAGCAGCAGCGAAGUGAUUGUCAUGACUCUAGAGUCCGGCUUCACUCUCAACCAGCUAUUUAAAAUCAGAGCUGAACCAGAGGAGCUAGAAGAGUCUCCACGCAAUCAGCGGGACCUUCGCGAAGAUCGAGGCCUAGCAAUGACUAAACGGGAACAGGGUGACUCCCCGGUGUCCUUUCCCAGCCUCGCCGCGAAGAAGAUUAUAGAGCUUAUAUUUCCCGUCUUGCCGGCAACCCUGCCAAGUCGGUUGCUCACAAAUGUUCCACACUUUGACGCUUUAGCCAUGCUUCAGAGGGCUAAGAGAAGCUCCUGCCAGGAUAAAGAAGGAUUUUGCUCCGAGGUCGAGCAGCUAAUUGAUGAGCAUCACUUUGAGGAGGGCAACUCGCUGCAGAUGAGUCGCGUCCGGCUUACGUCGUUGAUGGGGCAUAUGCUCUCUGUGUCGAAAAAGUAUUGUGUGGAACUAGACCCUUCAUUCGUUUCCAUUGUGGUGGCGAUGUCUGUUUUAGAAGGUGUCGGGGCGCAACUCUGCCCUGAUGCGGAUGUGUUGAAGGCUGCGUUGCCCUACAGUCUGAUGGCUGCGAAGCUCCUCAACCCUGACAGCAGCAGGAAAGCCUGA
Messenger RNA from Eimeria acervulina, 2091 nucleotides. RefSeq lists its product as hypothetical. The coding region runs from base 1 to 2091 and encodes 696 amino acids. NCBI's taxonomy places the organism in Eukaryota, Apicomplexa, Conoidasida, Eucoccidiorida, Eimeriidae. The record is from RefSeq and is a predicted model, not a curated record. The transcript is spliced from 8 exons.